GCAGGAUUCUGCGCCCAAUCCCCCCCCAAACAGCUGACCAGGAGGAUCACUCUGCAAGCAUCAUGCCAUGUUACUCUGUUACUCGAACAAUUUGCAAGCAGAGUCAAAGCAUGCAUACCGGUAUAUGAUAUGAAAAGCAUCCAUAUGAUAAAGGGAAAAAGUGUACUCAGUCUGUGGUGAUCCCAAAGUGCCCAUGCCCGGUGCCCAUGAGAACGAGAGGCCACAUGAGCUAGAGGCCAUGGCGUGGUGUCUAAACAGUUUUACAGCUGUAACCGGAUCGCCGACGGGCACUUUGAGACCCCUCCCCCCCUGUCCACUGUCGCGCUCCCUAGAAGAAACCUCCUUUGGCGCCCCAAUGGCUGGGCUCAGAAUGUUGUCCCAGCUCCUGCUCCUGUCGCUUUUCCUGGCGGCAAGGACGGAUGCAUUUCCUCUCUGGGGUCCCUACCCCGGGCUCUCCUGUCCGUCUGGGUACAACGUCGUACCAAACCGCAGAGGCGGGGGAUUCUCCUGCUUUGCAGACCCCUGCAUUGGCAACCCUUGUGGGUCUGGAAACACAUGCACCACUGCAGGAGCUUAUACUAUGGGCCCUAUCACUGUGGCCAAUUGCACCCAAUGCAACGCCCCAUCUGUGGCGCUGACCAACGAAACCCCAACCUAUUCGCAGACGUAUUGCUACAUUCCAGGCGAUGACCCAUGCGACCCCAACCCGUGCCAGAACGGCGGGAUGUGCAAGUAUGUGACUUACGGCAGCAGCCCCAUCCUCGGACAACAGGAAACACCCGUCGCCGCCACCUGCGACUGCGGCCCGUUCUCUACAGGGACGUUCUGCAACAUCCCGGUUUCUCCUCCCAAGACUACUCCCUUCGUGCAAUCCACCGUUGGAAACACGACUGGCCCACUUGCCGGAUCCGACUUCUUCGAGUCGUGCUCGCCGCAAGCCGGGUGCUUGUACAAGGACGGAGCGCACUACCUGUGCUGCGAGAACUACUGCGGGCCUUAUGGACCCGACGGUAACACCCCGCUCUGCAACGGACAGACGUCCAUCCCCCAGAACAACAGUUACCCGCCGCAAGCGUCGGGCCAGCCGUCGAGCCAGCCGCCACCCCCCUCCGGAGACCAGGGGGUUUGCGGGAGCGGCGCAGCGGGGUCUUUCCCCACGCGCUGCUAUUUCAACAGUGACCCUCAAGGGCGCUACGUGUGCUGCGACGAUCAAGGCUGCGACGGAUUCAACGGGGACAACCUGACGCCCCACUGCAAGAACAACGGCUACUUGCCGCCCAACAACGGUGCCUCCGGCCCCGCCCCCUCAACGCCUCCGACUCCUCCCACCGGUAACCAAGGGGUUUGCGGGAGCGGCGCGGCAGGCUCUUUCCCCACGCGCUGUUAUUUCAACAACGACCCUCAGGGGCGCUACGUGUGCUGCGACAACCAGGGCUGCGACGGGUUUAAUGCGGGCAAUCUGACCCCCCACUGCAAGAACAACGGUUACGUUCCGCCAGGUUAUGGAGUUGGGGCAAACCCGACCCCCCCGGCGUCUCCCAGUCCCCCCAGCGGAGACCAAGGUGUUUGCGGGGCGGGCGCCGCCGGCUCCUUCCCCGUGCGCUGUUGGUUCAACAGCGACCCCCAGGGGCGCUACGUGUGCUGCGAUCAGCAGGGUUGCGACGGCUUCUUGCCCCCGGACAACACUUUCCCCCACUGCAAGAAUAAUGGUUACGUUCCCCCCGGGUACGGCGUCUAAUAUUGGAUCUGCUUGAGUGAACCCUCGGUUUCAAUAUACUCGAGAGUGUACUUUAGCCAACGGCCCUUGAUCAUGUGCAACGCUUACUUUAGAUUGAGUUCCAGCUCACACCUUCACAAAAUGCAUUAGGUUCGUCGCAAGCAUAGUAGCCGUUUCACUGCCAGCUAACCGCAGAGUAUGUUUCACUUAGGAAAUAAUGAGGCGUGUGUGGGUUUCAACUGAGGUUAGCCUUAGCAAGCUCUUGGGGUGCCGCGUAUGUGAACCUCGGACACCAUUAGAAGUUAGUUCUGAGUUUUGGGAUUACACAACUUAGGUUUUGUUGCCUCCAAAAGGCACGGGAGAUCGCACCCUUUGAGGAGUUGAGAUUGUAUACCACGUCUCAAGGUUUUGCUAGUGAGUUUGAGACUGGGGCAUCUGACGGUGUAGUGACAUUGAGAAAAUUAGGAUGUCAAGCUAACAAUUUUGGAUACGAAGUCCAACUAGUGUACACCAUGGUAGGGGUCGCCAUUUUCCAAGACCGUACCUCGCGACGGUUUAACUGCAUACAACUACUGGAAAUACCAUUUUUUAUCAGCCUGUUAAUCCUUGCCACACGGCCAGACUUUACUAGACGUGUCGCUGUGCUUCAAAAGCUAUCUUUU
Messenger RNA from Klebsormidium nitens, 2379 nucleotides. The record is from the annotation of a GenBank genome assembly. Lineage: Eukaryota; Viridiplantae; Streptophyta; Klebsormidiophyceae; Klebsormidiales; Klebsormidiaceae.